Molecule: messenger RNA, 1014 nt
Organism: Tilletiopsis washingtonensis
Lineage: Eukaryota; Fungi; Basidiomycota; Exobasidiomycetes; Entylomatales
Product: NuA4-domain-containing protein
Exons: 1
Coding region: 80-646 (188 amino acids)
Cellular component (GO): NuA4 histone acetyltransferase complex
Source: RefSeq, a predicted model, not a curated record
ACCACCACCACCCACCAGCAUCUCGCUCGCUCGCUUGCCCCGCUCCUGCAUCGCGUAUCGUACCUGCGCCGCGCACACCAUGCCAGCUGCCGCGCCGGCGUCGCUGCCCGGCUCGCUCGAGGAGGCCAAGGAGCGCUACGAGUCGACGAAGCGCGCGCUGCGCGCCGGCCUGGCCAAGAAGCGCACCAUCGACCGCACCCUCACGGACCUCGAGUCGCAGAUCUUUCUCUUUGAGGGCUCCUACCUCGCCGCCACGGCCGCGUCUGGCGGCAACAUCGUCAAGGGCUUCGACUCGUACCUCAAGGUCGGGCCCAGCCGGCCAAACGCUGCCGCGGCGGCCGCCUCGGGCCUGGGCGCCGAUGUGCCGAUCGAGGACCGCCUCUUCAGCACCAGCUCGGCCACGUACACGCGCAGCCUGGAGCUGAAGGCCAACGAGGGCCGGCGUGCCGAGGCUGCGGCUGCUACGGCCGCUGCAGCUGCUGCCAACGCCGCGUCGAGCUCGCAGGGCCAGCAGCGCGCCAGCAAGGAGGGCACGGCGGAUGCCGAGAGCGCUGCGGGCACGCCGACGGUGGAGAAGAAGAAGAAGCGCAAGGAUGCGCCGGGCACUGGCGGCAAGGACAAGAAGCGCAGGCGCGAGGAGGAGUGAUUGGGCCUUCGAGGUGGAAGAGGGCGUCGUCACUGCGCGAGCCAUUCGAUCGCUGCCUCGACAGCCACGCGCACCCGUGCCGCGUCCUUCCUCCAUCUCCGGCCUUUGCGCCCUCUGCCGCGCCCGAGCAAAGUCUUCAGUCGCUCCUCGGUCGCUUCAUCGCCCGCACGCGCUUCACACCGCGGUCCUCUUGCGUCGCACCAGAGCCGUGUCGCUUCGAGACGCAGUCCUUUCCUGCGCAGCAUCUCCAGCCGUAGCCCACCAUUCGACCCUUCUGAGCAUCUCCAACAUCUCUCUACUACCCAGUCACCAUCUGUACCCAUAGCCGUGGCUUCACAUGUACUCGUAAUCGUCAUUCGUGCCUAGCG